Molecule: messenger RNA, 1170 nt
Organism: Paramecium tetraurelia
Lineage: Eukaryota; Ciliophora; Oligohymenophorea; Peniculida; Parameciidae
Exons: 2
Biological process (GO): intracellular signal transduction; protein phosphorylation
Cellular component (GO): cytoplasm; nucleus
Molecular function (GO): ATP binding; protein serine/threonine kinase activity
Source: RefSeq, a predicted model, not a curated record
AUGAACCAAUAUUACAUUCUAGUCAAAAUAGGAGAAGGUACUUUCUCAGAAGUCUUGAAAGCUAAAUCAAUGAUAACCGGGUAAGUAGUUGCUAUUAAAUGCAUGAAGAAUAGAUUUGAUAGUGUGGAUUAAGUGAAGAACCUCAAAGAAAUCUAAGCCUUACAUUAACUGUAAUAACAUCCAAAUAUUGUGAAAUUGCAUGAAGUUCUCUAUGACGAACCUAGUGGAAGAUUGGCUUUGGUAUGUGAAUUAAUGGAAAUGAAUCUUUAUGACUGCAUAAAGAAUAGAAAUUCAUAUAUGAGCAUGGCCAAAGUCAAAAAAUAUAUGCAUCAAGUAUUAAAAGCCUUGGAUUACAUGCACAAACGCAAUUUCUUUCAUAGAGAUAUUAAACCUGAAAAUAUUCUGAUCAAAAAUGACAAUGUUAAAGUAGCAGACUUGGGAAGUUGCAAAGGGAUACAUUCGACUCAUCCAUAUACUGAAUACAUCAGCACAAGAUGGUACAGAGCACCUGAAUGUCUAAUGACAGAUGGUUACUACGAUCAAAAAAUGGAUAUUUGGGGAGUUGGGUGUGUGAUGUUUGAAAUUAUUGCACUGUUACCUCUAUUUCAAGGUGAAAAUGAAUUAGAUCAAAUUAACAAAAUCUUCAAAAUCUUAGGCACUCCUGAACCUGAACUCUUGAACAGAUUCAAAUCUCAAGCUUCUCAUAUGGAAUUUAAUUUUAAACCCUAAAAAGGAAUCGGACUGGAAAGAUUAGUAUCUCCACAUGCUGGACCUGAUUGCAUAGACUUACUUUAUAAAUUAUUGUAACUUGAUCCAACUAAGAGAAUCACUGCGGAGGAGGCACUCAGACAUGAAUUCUUUGAAGAAUUUUGGGAUGCUCCGAUGUCUCAGUCCAGUGAUAGUACUCAAUUUGGUAAGGCAAUCACAAUUACAAAACCAAAAACCAGAUUAAAUAAGGGUAUUUAUCCCGGCACAAUAAAGUUGGAAGUAAAGUUGGAAGGCAAAUUGAAUUAAUCUGAUGAUGAGAAUGAGAAAGUAAGAGACGGAAGCUUGCACUCCAGAUUACCUCCUAUCAUUAAACCUCACGUGAAACCUAAAGUCAAAAAUCCUUAUGUUAAGAAAAAACUUUAUGACGAUUAUAUUAUAGUUGGUAAAAAAGCUUUUAAUUGA